AUGGCGAUUACAGCCACAAUACAAGUAAGCAUUGCUGUUGAUCUUAACGGGAAGGCUGUCGUUUUGAUGACCAUUGGCCCUCGGAAGCCUAUCACCCUUCACACGUACAAUGUCUACCUCAUGGAUGCUCAAGUUGACAUCAGAGGCGAUAUCUCAGAGGCUCUGAGUGUCACUAAGGUCGAGGUAACUAUUUCUGACUCGGAAGGAAAUAGUCUAAAACUCAGAGGUGAUCAUUCCGUUGUGUUCGAGUUGGAGCCUCCGGCGAGUCAGCUUGUUGACCAGGAGGUGCUCACUUUCUUGUUUGAAGUCAACGACAUCAGGAUUUUUGUAGUGGUAGCUAGUAUGACGUUGGAUGAUGACAUGAUGCGGCUGCCACCACCCUUAUCAAAGCCCGAGCCAAAUGCGUACAAAAAUGUCUCAUACCCUUGCCUUAUGUCCGAGUCCUGCCGGAGUUCACAGCGGCGUAACCUGUACAGUCUUCAAGUUGUUUUCAGAAGGCAGCGGCCACCUGGUAGAUUUGACAAUGGAGUUGAUAGGAACUGGCAGUCACCACCCGGAUCGGAAAGGCUUGAGAAAAUGACCCAGAAACACUCAUAUCAGAUCAGGGUGCUUUUAUUCCUCGUUCACCUUCCCGCCCUCUGUCCUUCCCAAUUACUUCUACGUAUGCCAUCCGAGAAUAACCCCCCGUCAACACUGCCGCCACCGACUGUUCCUGUGGAGCCGUCACUUGGUGUUCAAAUGUUUCCUCAUGCUAGAGCGAAGCGAAGAAUUGCCGCCCUCUUGGAGGAGGUCAAAACUUUGAAGCAAGAUAAAGCAACAAAACAAAGGCAUGGACAACAUUUCUCGGCCUCACAUAGUGAUUUUGAUCUAUCAUUGUCAUCUAGGAAGACGACCUACUAG
Messenger RNA from Suillus subalutaceus, 900 nucleotides. RefSeq lists its product as uncharacterized. The coding region runs from base 1 to 900 and encodes 299 amino acids. The record is from RefSeq and is a predicted model, not a curated record. Lineage: Eukaryota; Fungi; Basidiomycota; Agaricomycetes; Boletales; Suillaceae. The transcript is spliced from 7 exons.